GUGGAGGCGCCGCUCCGCGCGGCAUGAGGGGCCCGCCGCCGCCGCCGCCGGGAGAGCCGUGUGUACGAGAGCGGCGGGCUGCGUGAGGGCGCGGGCUGCACUUCCCUCGGAGCCGCGGCGGCGGAGCAGGUCCCAGUGACCCCGGCCGGGGAGGCUCCGAGCGCUCGGCAACAUGGCUUCUCCGCCCCACCAGCAGCUGCUGCAGCACCACAGCACCGAGGUGAGUUGUGACUCCAGCGGCGACAGCAACAGCGUGAGGGUCAAAAUCAACCCCAAGCAGCUGUCCUCCAACAGCCACCCCAAACACUGCAAGUACAGCAUCUCCUCCAGCUGUAGCAGCUCCGGGGACUCGGCGGGGGUCCCCCGGAGAGUGGGCGUCGGAGGCCGCCUGCGCAGGCAGAAGAAGCUGCCCCAGCUGUUCGAGAGGGCCUCCAGCCGGUGGUGGGACCCCAAGUUCGACUCGGUGAACCUGGAGGAGGCUUGCAUGGAGCGCUGCUUCCCGCAGACGCAGCGCCGCUUCCGGUAUGCGCUCUUCUACAUCGGCUUCGCCUGCCUUCUCUGGAGCAUCUAUUUUGGGGUCCACAUGAGAUCCAAACUGAUUGUCAUGGUCGCCCCUGCUCUGUGCUUCCUCGUGGUGUGUGUGGGCUUUUUUCUCUUUACCUUCACCAAGCUGUAUGCCCGGCAUUACGUGUGGACCUCGCUGGUUCUCACCCUCCUGGUGUUCGCCCUGACCCUGGCUGCCCAGUUUCAGGUUUUGACGCCUCUCUCAGGACGGGUUGACAGCUCCAAUCAUACACGGGCAGCCAAGUCCACAGACACUUGCUUAUCUCAAGUGGGGAGCUUUUCCAUGUGCAUCGAAGUGCUCUUUUUGCUCUACACCGUCAUGCACUUACCUUUGUACUUGAGCUUGUUUUUGGGAGUGGCGUAUUCUGUUCUUUUUGAGACCUUUGGCUAUCAUUUCCGAGAUGAAGAUUGUUUCCCCUCGCCUGGGGCAGGGGCCCUGCACUGGGAGCUGCUGAGCCGGGCCCUGCUCCACGUCUGCGUUCACGCCAUCGGGAUCCACCUGUUCAUCAUGUCCCAGGUGAGAUCCAGAAGCACCUUCCUCAAGGUGGGACAGUCAAUUAUGCACGGGAAGGAUCUGGAAGUGGAAAAAGCCCUGAAAGAGAGGAUGAUUCAUUCUGUGAUGCCAAGAAUCAUAGCUGAUGACCUGAUGAAACAGGGGGAUGAAGAGAGCGAGAAUUCUGUCAAAAGGCAUGCCACCUCCAGCCCCAAGAACAGGAAGAAAAAGUCUUCCAUACAGAAGGCCCCUAUUGCAUUCCGCCCGUUUAAGAUGCAGCAGAUCGAAGAAGUCAGUAUUUUAUUUGCAGAUAUCGUGGGCUUCACCAAGAUGAGUGCCAACAAGUCUGCUCACGCCCUGGUGGGUCUCCUCAAUGAUCUCUUCGGUCGCUUCGACCGGUUAUGUGAAGAGACCAAGUGUGAGAAAAUCAGCACCUUGGGGGACUGCUACUAUUGUGUGGCAGGGUGCCCCGAGCCCCGGGCCGACCAUGCCUACUGCUGCAUCGAGAUGGGCUUGGGCAUGAUAAGAGCCAUUGAGCAGUUCUGCCAGGAGAAGAAGGAGAUGGUGAACAUGCGCGUUGGGGUUCACACGGGGACCGUGUUGUGCGGCAUCUUGGGCAUGAGGAGGUUUAAAUUUGAUGUGUGGUCCAAUGACGUGAACUUGGCCAAUCUCAUGGAGCAGCUGGGAGUGGCUGGCAAGGUUCACAUUUCUGAGGCCACUGCAAAAUACCUAGAUGAUCGGUACGAAAUGGAAGAUGGGAAGGUUACUGAACGCCUCGGCCAGAGUGUUGUUGCCGACCAGUUGAAAGGUUUGAAGACAUACCUGAUAGCGGGUCAGAGAGCGAAGGAGUCUCGUUGCAGCUGUUCAGAGGCCUUGCUUUCUGGCUUUGAGGUCAUUGACGGCUCACGGCUGUCCUCAGGCCCUAGGGGACAGGGGACAGCAUCGCCAGGGAGUGUCAGUGACUUGGCGCAGACUGUCAAAACCUUUGAUAACCUUAAGACCUGCCCUUCAUGCGGAAUCACGUUUGCUCCCAAAUCAGAAGCUGGUGCAGAAGGAGGAGCAGUGCAAAAUGGCUGUCAAGAGGAGCAUAAAAACAGUACCAAGGCUUCUGGAGGACCUAAUUCCAAAACGCAAAACGGACUUCUGAGCCCUCCCCAGGAAGAGAAGCUCACCAACAGUCAGACCUCCCUGUGCGAGAUCUUACAGGAAAAGGGAAGGUGGGCAGGUGUGAGCUUGGACCAGUCAGCUCUCCUUCCACUGAGAUUCAAGAACAUCCGGGAGAAAACAGACGCCCAUUUUGUUGAUGUUAUCAAAGAAGACAGCCUGAUGAAAGAUUAUUUUUUUAAGCCACCCAUUAAUCAGUUCAGCUUGAACUUCCUGGAUCAGGAGCUAGAGCGAAACUACAGGACCAGCUAUCAAGAAGAGGUUAUAAAGAAUUCUCCCGUGAAGACUUUUGCCAGUGCCACCUUCAGCUCCCUCCUGGAUGUGUUUCUGUCCACGACAGUGUUUCUGAUUCUCUCCAUCACCUGCUUCCUGAAGUACGGGGCCGCCGCCAUGCCUCCCCCGCCGGCCGCCCUGGCCGUCUUCAGCACUGCCCUGCUGUUGGAGGUGCUGUCCCUCGUGGUCUCCGUCAGGAUGGUGUUUUUCCUGGAGGAUGUGAUGGCUUGUACCAAGCGCCUGCUAGAGUGGAUAGCCGGCUGGCUCCCGCGCCAUUUCAUCGGGGCCAUCCUGGUGUCCCUCCCUGCUCUCGCAGUCUAUUCACACAUCACCUCUGAAUUUGAGACAAACAUACAUUUCACCGUGUUCACCGGCUCAGCUGCUCUCAUCGCCGUCGUGCACUAUUGUAACUUCUGCCAGCUCAGCUCCUGGAUGAGGUCCUCCUUGGCCACCGUCGUCGGGGCGGGGCCCCUGCUUCUGCUCUAUAUCUCCCUCUGUCCGGACAGUUCCAUAGUAAUGUCACACCUUGAUGCAGUACAGAAUUUCAGUUCCCAGAGGCAUCCGUGCAAUAGUUCCUUGCUGCAUGACAGCAGGAGACCAGCCCGCCUAAUUGGCCAAGAGGUGGCUCUUGUCUUCUUUCUCCUGCUCUUGUUGGUCUGGUUCCUGACCCGAGAAUUCGAAGUCAGCUACCGCCUUCACUACCAUGGGGACGUGGAGGCGGACCUUCACCGCACCACGAUCCAGAGCAUGAGGGACCAAGCCGACUGGCUGCUGAGGAACAUCAUCCCCUACCACGUGGCCGAGCAGCUGAAGGUUUCCCAGACCUACUCCAAGAACCAUGACAGCGGAGGAGUCAUCUUCGCCAGCAUCGUCAACUUCAGUGAGUUCUACGAGGAGAACUACGAGGGAGGCAAGGAGUGCUACCGGGUCCUCAAUGAGCUGAUCGGGGACUUCGACGAGCUCCUGAGCAAGCCAGACUACAGCAGCAUCGAGAAGAUCAAGACCAUCGGGGCCACAUACAUGGCGGCGUCGGGGCUGAAUGCCACACGGUGCCAGGACGGUAGCCACCCGCAGGAGCACCUGCAAAUCCUGUUUGAGUUUGCCAAGGAGAUGAUGCGCGUGGUGGACGAUUUCAACAACAACAUGCUCUGGUUCAACUUCAAGCUCAGAGUUGGCUUCAACCAUGGGCCCCUCACAGCAGGGGUCAUCGGCACGACCAAGCUGCUGUACGACAUCUGGGGGGACACCGUCAACAUCGCCAGCAGGAUGGACACCACGGGGGUGGAGUGCCGCAUCCAGGUGAGUGAAGAGAGCUACCGUGUCCUAAGCAAGAUGGGCUACGACUUUGACUACAGAGGGACGGUGAACGUAAAGGGGAAAGGUCAGAUGAAGACCUACCUUUACCCAAAGUGCAUGGACAACGGGGUCGUGCCGCAUCACCAGCUGUCCAUCUCCCCAGACAUCCGAGUCCAGGUGGACGGCAGCAUCGGACGGUCUCCCACGGACGAGAUUGCCAACCUGGUGCCUUCUGUACAGAACUUGGACAAGACGUCUCUGGGUUCUGAUAACAACACACAGGCCAAGGAUGCUCACCUGUCCUCUAAGAGACCCUGGAAAGAGCCCAUCAAAGCCGAAGAAAGGUGUCGAUUUGGCAAAGCCAUAGAGAAGAGCGACUGUGAAGAAAUGGGGAUGGAAGAAGCCAACGAGCUCACCAAGCUCAACGUCUCAAAGAGUGUGUGACGCAGCGCCGCGCGCUGCCUGCGGUGCUCUGCUCCUCGAAACACAAUAAUAUUUGUAUUUGGCUGUUGUGUGUUCCAAGCGCCACGGGUUCCGUCCCCGGACGUGGUGUCAUGUGGUCAUUGCAGCCCUAACUUCUGUGUGGAUCACAGUUAUUCAGGGUUCAUUUUCAUCCAUUUCUUUCCUUUUUCUCCCCUUGGUGUCACACUCAGCGUGGAGAACAAGUGCCUUCAGGGGCUGGCCGUGGCCUUGGAGUCUAGGGACAAAGGCCACCGGUGGAGAUCAUGGCCUUGAGUGUUGUUGGACUUUUAAAACAAAAGCUGUGGUUAAGAUAUCAUGUUUAUUGCUUUUUCUCACGAGACACUUUUUUUUUUUUGCUAAUACAAUGUUUUUGAGGUUUAUUUUUUCUGUAUACAUAAUAGUGUUUUCCAGUGACCUGACCUUUCUGUGUAAGCACAUACACGCACACACACUUGCAUUUAUGAAUCUGAGAUCAAGUGCCAGUAACUCCCUGGGAGGGGACGUCCGGGGGCGAGGCUGAGAACGGCAGUCCGCAGUCAGCCAGGCCGCCAGUUCCCCUCCCACCUGCGCCUUCCAGAGCACCUGGGCCUCGUGGGCUGUGGCCGCACCGCUCCCCACACCUGGCGGCUUUAGGGCUUCCUGCACAUGUAGGCCAAGAGUCCAAAUGCUAACCGGUAACAAAGCUUGUGAACCAGGCCUCAGGUAUUUAAAAGCCGUUUUCCAUUCUGCCCCCGCACCGAGGGGUGUUCCAGCUGGGAGCGAAGGGGUUUGCCUUUGAAGCUGACUCGUCUGAGAGGGGAACUCAAAAUAAAUGUCUGAGGGUUGCAUUAAUUUAUUUAUUUAUUUAUCAGGAAACGUGUGUUUUGGGGAGGGGGUGCCGGGUCAUUCUGGUGAGGGGAAGUAGGCUCCGGGCUCCGCAGAGGGCAGGCACAGCAGAAGAAAGAGAUGUCUGUCAGUGCUGCAGCCACUGUAGGCCACCUCCCCCUCAAGGGGGCUGAGCAGGACCCCUGGGUCGGAGAAGCUCUCGGCCACUGUUUGUAAACCGACGCUGCGACUUCUGCCCCACAUGCCAUGGAUCUGCGUCCCGGGGUCUCCCUGCUGCAGGGUUACAUCAGAACCCGGCUCGGUGAGAAGCGGGAGGUCUGGGCAGAGCAGGCGGGCAGGCGGUGUGGCACUGUCUUGGCUUCCACACAUUCAGGAAAUUUCUCCAUCCUUUCCCAUUCUCAUCCUGCGCAGGACCUGUUUGUGGCAGGAGUGACCCUGGGGGGCGAACCCCAGCCCUCUAUAGAUGGGGUUCUUGCACUGUAUGUAGGGACAGUAUGUCCGGAGGCAGAUGGGGUGCUGCGCAGGGGUAUAGAAAACCUAAGGAAAAGCACUUCUGUGCCCUUUGUCGCUAAUCCUGCUUGUAAUCAUGUUUUGCCACGUUGAGUCUGGAGUUUAUGUAGAAUCGAACUCAGGCUGGAGUUGCCCUGUCCCAGCCAUAGUUAUUUUUAAGGUGACAUGGCAUACAGCUCAUGGGGUAAUUUGAGGACUAGUUCUUUCUCUGUUUACGGUCUUCCGAUGGUCCUGUGCAUUUGCUUUUCACUGGUAGAUCUCUGUGUAACUUCCACAUCUGCAGCAAGUCCCCAAAUACGUACAGAAUCUGCGGUCUGAAGCAUAACGAAAUAUUGAUUCUGACCGGCUAGCUCCCCCUGGGACAUACCUGGGAUGGCCACCUGGCCACCAGGAGCCCAGCGUCCUGGGGAAUCCAGAGCAUUCUUAGUCACUAAGAUUUUCCUUCAGGUUUUCCUGUCAGUUUGUUGAUCUUCCAGUGCUGGAGAAAGGUUGGUGUGACAAUACCUCUUGCUUCUAAAGAAUGUAUUCUUAUAAAAACUGCAGGAUUUUUAUUUUUUCUUAAAAACACUACCUGAUGCUCUCCUUGUCCAUAGCGAUCGUGGGCGUGUUAGGGAUUUCUUCCCUCAGUAUUACCGCAUUUGUGAGUGUGGCCCUUCCCGUUGCCUUCCAGCUCCAGGUUCUGUAGCUUUGGCGGCAGCUAAGGGUCUGGGCGGUUGCCCAUGAGUUACCCGUGUCUCUGCUGUUCGUUCAAGACAUGCUCUACAAAGUUCAUCUCUGCACACACUUCCCCCCGUCAAACUCUUUUUUCCUUCCUCUGCUACAAAGGUGUUUGUGAUUCCUGACCCUGGGAACCCGAGAAGCUGCGACCCACAGGGAGAGAAUCCUAACAUCUGGUGGUCUGGUUCAGCAUUGUACAAAUUAGAGCCUUUGAUGGGCGGCUCACCCAGCGGCUAAAAUUGUCUUUAAAGAACACCCUGAGCCUUCCUAAAUAACCAGUACAGAUGUUCUCUCUGGGUCACCAGGCGACUCGGGUCCUUCCCAGUUCCCUGCUCUGAAGCAUACCUCAACGCAGAACCACAGAAUCUCUGCAAUGGAAGUGCCCUGCGUCUAACUCUGCUGGCGUUGAACAGAUAGUUGCUGCAGACAGACGGGGUUUCUAAGCAGUGGGUUCAGGCGCUACCGACAUGAUGGAUGCGUUCUUCAGAGUGGCAAUACCUCUUACGAACUUAGGGCAGGAAGCAAUACUUCAGAAUUGAAUGUGUGUAAAUAGUUGCUUUGAGUUGCAAUUUUCUUCUUGGCCCCAGGUCAGAUCAAAUUAUAGAGAUAUAUAUAUCAUAAACAAGCACAUAAUUUUAUCCAAUGCAAACAAGUGUAGAGCAUCAGUUAUGAAACCCUUAAGUAGUUUGAAGAGUCGCACAGAUUAUGCAACACCUGCACACGACUCCAAUAACACUGACUUCACUGGUGGAGACAACACCUGCACAUUUGCACAUGACAUUGAGAGCCAAAGGGCCUUUGCUUCCCAUUACGUGGGCUGUAAUAAUUUGUAGUUUCCAAAGAUCCGUCUGCAUUUGCAUUUCUAGGUUUUUGAUUUAAGCAUUUUUUGGUUGGUUGUUUUGGAAAAUCACAUCAUGCCUAGGAUCUGAAAUUAAAUUAGCAAGAACCAACUGUUUGCUUUUUCCAUCUUUCCUUUGCUCUGCUCUUUUUCAAUUGUUAAUUCUAAGAAUUUCAAAAUGCAUCCACUGAAGAAAUGGACAUUAAAGUAUUCUAAAAUCUAAA
Messenger RNA from Equus caballus (horse), 7366 nucleotides. RefSeq names its product adenylate cyclase 9 (gene ADCY9). Gene Ontology annotation, molecular function: adenylate cyclase activity. The record is from RefSeq and is a predicted model, not a curated record. Gene Ontology annotation, cellular component: plasma membrane. NCBI's taxonomy places the organism in Eukaryota, Metazoa, Chordata, Mammalia, Perissodactyla, Equidae. Gene Ontology annotation, biological process: intracellular signal transduction; adenylate cyclase-activating G protein-coupled receptor signaling pathway; cyclic nucleotide biosynthetic process.